Molecule: messenger RNA, 525 nt
Organism: Hibiscus syriacus
Lineage: Eukaryota; Viridiplantae; Streptophyta; Magnoliopsida; Malvales; Malvaceae
Product: receptor-like protein 9DC3
Exons: 2
Coding region: 1-525 (174 amino acids)
Molecular function (GO): protein binding
Source: RefSeq, a predicted model, not a curated record
AUGGGAUCAAACAGAUUCUAUGGUCAAGUGGAUAGCUUAGGAGCUACAGUUCCCUUCACUCAUCUGCGUGUCAUCGACCUUUCUAAUAAUAACCUAAGUGGCUGCUUAACUGUGAAAUUUUUUGAAAAUUUGCAUGCCAUUAAAGAAAGGUCUUACCCUAUCAUCGAUUUGUCAGAACUUGAAUCAUUAGAUCUCUCAUCAAACAAACUCCAUGGAAGAAUUCCGGUAGAGCUAAACAAUCUUGGAUUCUUGGAGGUGUUAAACCUUUCUCAUGAUUAUCUAGGACACAUUCCUCAAGGUAAACAAUUUGAUACUUUCACUAAUGAUUCCCACAUAUGCGGUCUGCCAUUAUCGAAAGGCAAUUGGAAAUUUUCGAUAUUGAUGGGAUAUGGAUGUGGGUUGGUGCUGGGACUGAGCAUGGGAUACAUCGUAUUCACAAUAAGAAAACCGUGUUGGUUCAUUAUGAUCUACGAGAGAGUUGGACAAAGAUUAAUUUGUAAAAAGAUAAAGAAGCGAACUCCUUAA